Molecule: messenger RNA, 1650 nt
Organism: Exophiala spinifera
Lineage: Eukaryota; Fungi; Ascomycota; Eurotiomycetes; Chaetothyriales; Herpotrichiellaceae
Exons: 7
Coding region: 1-1650 (549 amino acids)
Biological process (GO): transmembrane transport; nucleobase transport
Cellular component (GO): plasma membrane
Molecular function (GO): nucleobase transmembrane transporter activity
Source: RefSeq, a predicted model, not a curated record
AUGGCGAAGCUUAAAACAAUCAUCAAGAAGUUGGAGGUCCCAGACGAGGGCACCGUCUCCGAUAGGUGGAUUAACAACGACAUCAAACCUAUCGAGGAGGGAAGAAGGACAUGGACGUUCUGGACGUUUCAUAAUCUAUGGGUUUUAACCAACACAAACAUCUCAACAUACAUGACUGGAAGUUCCUUGAUCGCACUGGGCCUGACAUGGUGGCAAGCAAUCAUUGCAAUCAUCGUCGGCGCCAUCCUCUCCACCGUCUUCAUCGUCCUGAACUCGAUGCCAGGAGCCUACUACCACCUCGGUUUUCCUAUUGCCAAUCGCUACGUCUGGGGCAUGUACGGCUCAAGCUUCGUCAUCUACAACCGCAUCCUGCUCUCUCUGGUGUGGUAUGCCGUUCAAGCCUGGAUCGGCGGACAAUGUGUCUACGUUUGUCUGGAAGCCAUCUGGCCAAACCUCGAAGAACGCAUUCCCAACCACAUCCAUGCGACAGGAUUGACGUCUGCCACCUUCCUGUGCUACGUCAUCUUCUGCCUGAUCUCGUUGCCCCUGAUCUGGAUCAGGCCUCAUAAGCUCAAAGCGUUCCUAUACGUCGGUGUGGCAUGCAUUCUCGUCUUCGAAGUCGUCUUGCUCAUCUGGGCUCUGGCCACCAUGGACGGGUUCGGCGACACAAUUUCCUCCAAGCCGGCAAUCCAGGAUACAUCAGUGGGCUGGAUGAUCUUAUACGGCAUCAUCAGCGCCAUUGGAGGCAUCGCAGCAGGUAUCUUGAAUCAGUCGGACUAUGCGAGGUUCGCGAAACGGCCUAAAGAUGCCAUCUGGGGCCAAAUUGCAAGUGCCGCGACAUAUUCCAUCAUCAGUUCCGUCAUCGGCAUUCUAGUCACCGCAGCCACACAGCAACGAUACGGCGAGCCUUUGUGGUCGUUGCCAAGUCUCUUGGUUGCCAUGAUGAGAGCCGGACACGGCCGUAGUCGUGCUGCGGGAUUCUUUGCCGGCGCGGCUCUGGUAAUUUCGCAAUGGGGGAUCAAUAUUCCAGGCAACGCUCUCAGUGGUGGUUUCGAUCUGGCUGCCACAUUUCCGACCUUCAUCAAUAUUCGAAGGGGAGCUUACAUUACGGCGUUACUGAGCAUGGUAGUGAACCCGUGGCAAUUACUUGCUAGUGCGUCGACUUUCUUGGCUGUAUUGAGCAGUUAUGGUGUCUUUCUUGGACCAAUGGUCGGUCUCAUGAUCUCAAGUUAUUAUAUUGUAAACAAGAGAAAAAUAAAGGUCGACGAUCUAUUCCGCGGGAACCGAGAGAGCAUAUAUUGGUACACCUGGGGCAUCAACUGGCGUGCACCCAUUGCUUGGGUACUAGGUGUCUUCCCCAGCAUGCCUGGCUUCGUCAGCAACGUCAACAACUCAAUCACCGUGUCCGUCGGAUGGACCAGAGUCUAUUAUAUUUCGUUCUUGGUGGGCUUUUCCAUCGCAGCCGUCACCUUUGUUGCGCUGCAUCAUUUCUUCCCGGCUCAGGGAGUCAAGGACUUCGUGGCCAGACCCGACACCGCGAAGGAGACAAUGCUAGAUGCCCAAACGAGGUGGGACAACGAAGGGGUCGCGACCCAGAGUGUGUUGCCGAAGGACGUGCAGGACAUAGAGACGUUGCCGAAGGAUAUCUGA